This is a messenger RNA of Darwinula stevensoni, 3111 nucleotides long. The record is from the annotation of a GenBank genome assembly. Lineage: Eukaryota; Metazoa; Arthropoda; Ostracoda; Podocopida; Darwinulidae.
CCCCCCCCUCCUCCCGCAGAGUGCAAGGCGUUCCUCGGGGAACUCGAGCGGCAAGCGGUCUUAAAGGGAAGCCUCGCAUCGCAGCUCGCCGGCCUCCAGCGCCUUCUCCGGCCGCUCCUCGGGGGCGGCUCGACGCCGGCGAGCGACCUGUCCGUCAGCUGUGGGAGCCUCACACGCAAACGACCCGCAGUCUCGGAGACGACGCCCCACAAGAAACCGGACCGGCUGUGCACCCCCUCCUACGCCGACGCCCUGAACCAGUCCUGCGAGAACGGCCCGCUCUACGUCCUGCGGGAAUGCGGGAUGCUGAGCUUCCGACCCCGCAAGAAGCGCUACAGCGCAGUCCUCUACAGCCGGAGGUGGCUGCUGCUCUUCAAGGACGCCCGGGCCAAGAAGCCCAAGGUGGCCAUCUUCCUCGAGCAGGCCCUCCUCAUCCCGGGGGAAUCCCUGCAGCAGAAAGUGAGCGAGAAGAAGAAGCACCGAGUCUUUCUGCUCUCAGAGCGACUCGACAAUCAGGAAUUUCAGACUUACAUGUUAUUGGCCCCGAGCCUGAGCGAGAGAAACCAGUGGGAACGGAAACUGAGAUCCAUCUGCCUCUCGCCUGAUGAUUCUCCUUCGGAGGCCGAAAACAUUUAUGAGCAAUUUGGUGAGGAAACCCUUCGGAACUUCAUGGCCAGCUAUCCGGACGACCCCGAACAGGAAGCUUUCUACAUGGAAGUCGAAGAAACGGGCGGAAGAUGCACUCCAGAGAUCAAACCUUUUCAAUUUAGCCCUCCGAAGAGAAACGAGAUCGACAGCGAAGGGCAACAGAGUCUCGACGGUGUCGGCACACCGACUCUCCGCAAAACCGACGACGCAAGAACGACUUUGAGGGUUCCGAAUUCGAACCCGACCUUCAUUUCCCUCCUGAAGGAGAUCGAAUCCAGCUUCAAGGACCGCGACCGCCUCCCUCAGCCCGAGGAGGAAUGCGAAGAGGAAGAGUACGACACAGUCCCCAUGCCCAGACCCGUGGAAUCACCCGUGCCGGCAAUCCCACGCAAAAGCAGCAAAGCGAGUCUCCCCUCAAACUCGAGUCCCAACCAACCAUCCAUCCCAACGAACCACCCGACAAGCAGUCCGAUCACCGACACAAUGGAGACCCAUCCCUCGCACCCCGAAGAGAAGGCCCCCUUCACGAAAAGCGAAGCGACCCCCAUGAACCCCUCUCCAUCCACCCGCCACCCCACCGCAGACGCCGAAAGCCACACACCCCAUCAGCACCCAGCGACCUCCACACCGGUCCACCACUCAAACACCCAAUCCCGCGAUCCCCCAAGGAACACCCCAGCAGCUGCAUCUCUCUACCGCCUGCAUCCGAACCUCCCCGCCCUCCCUCCCACCGAGACAGCUCCAUCCAAGACAACGAUCUCCCCUCCAUCCAACCCCUCCACCCCCCACCCCAAAGACCUCCCUCCCCCCGAAAGACCCACCAAAACCACCCGAACAACCCCAUCCUCCCACCCCGAAGAAAAGCCACGCGCCCCCGAGAGACGAGAGUCCCUCUUAUCCUCCCCGCUGCCCCGACUGUCCCAGCACUCACAGCCGGAAACCACGAAACCUCCAGUCGAGAUGCAGCCGCCCGACCUUCCCUCCAAAGUCAAAGAACCAGCAAGAGAGGAAACGAGAAAGGGAAGCGUUCGGUGGCACAGCUGCAUGUCCGUAUCCCACGCCUGCGCCUUGUCCAAUUCCUCCCAGCACGGACUCCUCCAGAUCCUGCAGGUGCUGCCGAGCCCACGGGAGGAUAGCUACGAGGCAGUGCUCUACGGCAACAGGUGGCUCUUGCUGUUCGGGCGCGCCGGGGCCGCGAAGCCGGAGAUCGCCGUCUUCCUGCCCAACGCCCUCCUUCUGUCGGGCGUGUCCCUGCAGCAAGUGAACGAGGAGAGGAAGCACCGCAUCUUUCUGCUCUCCGAACAGCUCGGCAGUCUUGGAUUCAACACUUACACGUUUUUAGCCCCCACACUAGAAGAGAGGGAGCGAUGGGAAGAGAAGCUGGCGGCUUCGUGUCCUGCUGUACCUGGAGACACAGAGAAUACUCAGAUAGCGCCGAGUCCAGGAACCCUGCGAGCCACCGAUACUACCCGCGGCAACGAAAAAGAAACUCUCUCCUUGAAAGCCGAAGAAACGAACGAAAGCAAUCUUUCGACGACAGAAGUCACAUACGACGACCCUUACGAAUACGACCUCAGCGACCUUUCACCCAAGACGGAGCGGAAAAUUGUACACGGCCAAGAGCAUCAGAUUAGCGGUGACCAUGACCCUUUGAACAAAACUGCAGGCACGAUGGGAUCGGCCUCUCGAGAUUUGCUUUCGAGCAAAAGCGGUAAUACUGCUGCGGACGAGGAUUCAGAUUCUGACUACACGGAACCAGUGGAUGAUCGGGGGAGUAUGGAGUCCAACUACGACGACGUCCCCUGUCCCCGACCCAUUCGAUCAUCCAAACCCCCAGUCCCACCAAAAGCCGCCAAACCAAAUCUCUCUAGUGCUAGUUUCCAGCACCCACCAAGCCUGAAGAAGGCUCAACGGACGAACCGUUUGAGCGCCAACGCAACAGAUAACCCGCUCCGAAGUGAUCCCCAUCAACCCCUCUCCAUCCACCCGCCACCCCACCGCAGACGUCGAAAGACACACACUCCAUCCCCCAGCGACCGAGUUCCAUCAGCACCCAGCGACCUCCACACCAGUCAACGCAAACACCCAACCCUGCGAUCCUCCAAGGAACACCCAAGCUGCUGCAUCACCCCACCGCCCCCAGUUGAAACCCUCCACCCCCUCCCAUUCCCUCAACGAAAACGCUUCCAACCACGACUCCCGCUCCAGCAAGAGAAGCUCAACCUCGUCUUCAAACACGCUCGGCCACCCCAGAACUUCCCCCACGCCAUCCAACCAGCCCGCUGCAUCUCCCAGUACGCCCUGCAAUUCGAGCCUGGAGAAAUCCUCAUCCGUUUCGACUCUUUCCGGUCCGGACCAAAACGUUCCUCUUCGUUCAGAGCGUCAAACCGAACCAAGGAAGUUUUCGACCAAGGAGAGAAACCCGCCAGUCCCUUUCGGCCACUCGCCAUUUCAACACCUAAU